This is a messenger RNA of Aethina tumida (small hive beetle), 1070 nucleotides long. RefSeq names its product derlin-2. The record is from RefSeq and is a predicted model, not a curated record. The transcript has 5 exons. Gene Ontology annotation, biological process: endoplasmic reticulum unfolded protein response. Lineage: Eukaryota; Metazoa; Arthropoda; Insecta; Coleoptera; Nitidulidae. Bases 149 to 898 code for a protein of 249 amino acids. Gene Ontology annotation, cellular component: endoplasmic reticulum membrane; Hrd1p ubiquitin ligase ERAD-L complex. Gene Ontology annotation, molecular function: ubiquitin-specific protease binding; misfolded protein binding.
CACUUUUUCAACGCGAUGUCAAGGAGUGACAGUUCCAGAUAACUAACAUCUGAUGUGGCUAAAAAACAGUGUUGUUUGUCAUUAAACAGUUUUAAAGACGAUGUCGUGAUUUCUCUAGCUCUGUUUUGGAACGUAAAGACAAUAUAAAAUGGCGUACCAGACACUCAGCAAUGAAUAUAUGAAUAUGCCCCCUGUGACCAGGGCAUAUACUACAGCUUGCAUUAUCACAACAUUGGCAGUGCAAUUGGAACUAACCUCUCCAUUUCAAUUAUAUUUCAAUCCAAUUUUAAUUGUAAAGCAGGGGCAGAUAUGGAGAUUGAUAACGACGUUUUUAUUCUUUGGGACGUUCGGGUUCAACUUCUUCUUCAACAUGAUAUUUACAUACAAAUAUUGCAGAAUGCUGGAGGAAGGUUCAUUCAGAAAUAGAACCUCCGAUUUUGUGUUGAUGUUCCUGUUCGGAGCUGCUUUCAUGAUUGCAUUUGCAUUCUUUGUAAAUUUACUAUUCUUAGGACAAGCCUUUACCAUUAUGAUAGUGUACAUAUGGUCCAGAAGAAAUCCUGAUGUGAGAAUGAACUUUUUUGGCCUAAUUAAUUUCCAAGCUCCAUAUUUGCCUUGGGUCCUGUUAGGUUUUUCUGUGCUGCUUGGAAAUGCAGUUUAUGUAGAUUUGGUGGGAAUUGCUGUCGGGCAUAUCUAUUUCUUUUUGGAAGAUGUGUUCCCAAAACAGAGAGGAGGAUUUAAAAUUCUAAAAACGCCAACAUUUUUAAGAUCAUUGUUUGAUCCAGUGGAGGAUGUGAAUUAUGCGCGCUUACCUGAAGAACACCCUGGCGGUUUUGAAUGGGGUGGCAAUAACGCCGACAGGCCACUCAACGACGAUCAACUUGCCAAUAACCAACAGUGAUACCAAAAUACUAUGAAAUUUUUUUUUAACAUCCUGUAAUUUUUAUUUAAAACAUCUAUUUGUAUUUUUUUAUGGUAACGAUUAUAAUUUUUACCGAAUCAGUUAUCGUUUAAUUCUAUUGGAUGAUAGAUUAUACUGUUACAUAUAUUGUUUAAUAAACGUUUCUUUAAUA